AUGCUUGCAAUAAUCAGCGUCAGUGCCUCUAUCCACCCACCGCAAACCCACUCCUCACCCAACAUUGAGACUACAUUCCUUUACUUAGCGUAUAAGAAACGUAGCGAACAUAAAGAGAAGUGGCUACCAACCACUUUGUUUAUUAUUGCAUCGCUAUCUUUCAUCGCCCAUACGACAGCAAUCACCGAGAAAAAUAAGCAAUAUCAUGGCCACUUGAUACCUGCGAGAGCCACAAAAACAAUCCACAAUUGCUACUCAGCUUCACUUCAACGAAAGCAAUUCUUUUCCAACAAAAAGAAAAGUAAGAAGCACCACAGUACCUCCUCAUUAUCUGAUCAUCCUCAUCCUCAUCCUCAUCAGCGAAAGAGGUCUUUGGAAAAGCGAUCCAAAAUUGAAACGCUUUACAUUUGCACAACUACAAAAAAAAACCACUCUUCCACAGUCCAUGUCAAACAACACGACAAACUUCCUCAUAAAAAACAUAAAAAACAUAAAAAAUCAUCCGCUUCUAAGCAUCACCAUGAGAAGCACCGCAAGCAUGGUAGCAGUAAUGAAAAAAACCAUCAAAAGGCGAAAGAAGAUGCCCAUAAAAAAUCAGGAACAAAGAAUUUUGCUGCUAAGAAAAAGCAUAAAGACCGCACAAAGUUAACCGUGCAUUACGGCAAAUCUUUGUCAGUUACGAAAACUAAUAAAAAAUUUCAUAAAUUUCGUGAAACCUCAACGACGACCCAUCCUACUGAACCAACCGUCUUGCCUUAUUCAAUGGGUACGAUGAACCCACAGAAGGAGAAAGAUGGAGAGAAAGAUACCUAUUCUGUCCAAGAUAAAAAGCAAGAAACAGUUGUCAACAGCAGUGUGAGUAAUGAUGAUAGCGACAAUGACAGUAACUCUGAUAUCACUCAAUCACAACCUACGACGAAGGAGGACAACAGUGUCAAUGAGACGGAACAAGAGGACGAGGAUGGAGCUGAUGAUACGGAUACGGAGGACGAUUUUGCAACAGAUUCAGUCGCCCCGUCUUCGAUUGACCUCGUAUCCGUUCCUCUUCCUACUUCACCUGUCAAUGCUCCUAUCCCUCCUGUCGAUAAUAACAACCAAGUCACUGCUCAAACUGUUCAAAAUGGUCAAGCGGUGGAUAACGAGCCUCAAAAUAAAAUCAUUGGCGUAUCUGUCGGUGCUGUUGUAGGUUGUUUAGCAGCUGCUGGCUUGGCAGGCAUGUUUAUCUAUAAGCGCAAACAGAAAUCAGACCAAGACCAGACGAGCGAUUUUAACCGUCAUAGCAGCGGUGGAUGGGGCAGCAACGGCGGCGAUAUGGAGGAGGCUACACGAGUGAAUACUCGUUGGCGUACACAAUCCUUUUUGGCCGUAGUGACUGGCGCUGUGGCCAAAUUACCUGCUCAACGUAGCAACAGUAGUAGCUCCUCAAGAUCUGGAGGAAGCUUUUUGGGAAGCAUACGACGCGCUGCUAGUCAAGCUUCACGUUCUCUCUCCGUCCGUUCAAACAAUGCUUCUCUCAAGCGAAGCUCUUCCGGGAAUAGCAGUGUGCAAAGCUACGGCAUUGCUGUCUCUGGCCCUAUGCCGUCUAUUGUCCGCGUAGACGGCGAUCAAGCUCAUUAUUAUACUGAAUCGAAUAGUCCCUCCUUAUCCUCUGCUCAUGGCUCUCCUCCAGAACAAUACAAUCAAGUUUAUCAUACCCAUGCGUAUUAG
This is a messenger RNA of Mycotypha africana, 1707 nucleotides long. RefSeq lists its product as uncharacterized. The record is from RefSeq and is a predicted model, not a curated record. The transcript has 3 exons. The coding region runs from base 1 to 1707 and encodes 568 amino acids. NCBI's taxonomy places the organism in Eukaryota, Fungi, Mucoromycota, Mucoromycetes, Mucorales, Mycotyphaceae.